Messenger RNA from Saccostrea cuccullata (small rock oyster), 1332 nucleotides. RefSeq lists its product as uncharacterized. The record is from RefSeq and is a predicted model, not a curated record. The transcript has 6 exons. Bases 20 to 1045 code for a protein of 341 amino acids. NCBI's taxonomy places the organism in Eukaryota, Metazoa, Mollusca, Bivalvia, Ostreida, Ostreidae.
AACAUAUUUUUGUUUUGGUAUGGCGGCAUCAGCAAACAUUCGCAAUGAUCAAGAAACAGAAAGUCGGACAGAAAUCCCUUGCUGUACAUCCAGAUGGAGUGAAAAUCACUUAAAUAUUCUAAAAAUCCGUGCCUUGCAAUCGAGGGCUUAUCCACCCAAAGAAAUACUGUCUUAUCUAGUUGAUGAAGGAAUAGAGAAGAGAAUAUUGAGAAUUAAGGAACAUUUGAUUCAUUAUAUGCCAGCUGGAUUAAAGGCUAUAGACUUUGAUGACUUUUAUUCUAUAAAUCAUGCUCGUUGUAAGUCCAUUUUGUACAAUGCACAAAAUCAACAGAUGCUCAGUUUUAGAGUGGAACCUCUGCCAGAUUUUGCUGAAGAAGCUUGGUGUGAAUCGUUUAGAGUCCAUGGCGAGUUGUUUUGCAAACAGCUUAUCUUUUUGACAUGGCAGAGAGAAAGGGGUAUAAAAAUAACAGAAUGUAUGUUUCGACAACUUUUCCAACACUUCACAGCAAUGUUUGGACUCAAUGCUAUUGCUGUGCCAUGUUUACAGCCACAGUAUAUGAAGGUUGGGAGUAUGAAUGUCAGCUCAACACCAGAUCUCAUCUUCUAUGAUCUUCCAAACUGUGACCCAGAUACUUCCAAAAUUUUUGCCAUUUGUACGGUAAAAAGAAACAUGGAAUCUGUUAAUUUUGAACCUUCUCCACCUAAAAGCCGAAAACUUAGUGAAAAGGAUAGAAAAGACAUUGUUCAUUUAGACACUGAUGUGAUAGGUCAACAUGGUGGGGAACUUCUAAUUCACUCAGCAUCAAAAUCUUCCAAACAGCCUGUUCUUUUUGGUUUUAUUUUGCAAGAUACAAAUGUAACAUUUUCACAAUUUUCCUGUAGUGAAAUGGAUUAUGAGGCCAUCAAAAGGGGCAAUCCAUCAUUUCCAGAGCAUACAGGACCCGUGAUAAAAUUCAGCAAGCCCUACAAUAUCCUGAAGGUCGAAGAUAGGAUGCAUAUAAUUGAGCCAUUGUUAAAAUUAGGAUUUUUUCAAUCAACUUUGUGAUUGAAAGAAAAAUUGUUACAGUAUUAAAGUCAGAAAUGCUCAAGCAGAUAUUUUUAUUAAAAGGUAACAUACAAUUGUAUCUUUCCCACGUACAUGUGUUUAUAAUUCUCUUAUUAACUUUUUGUUAUUGACUUAUUGCACAUAGACAUGUUCCUGUGCUUACAUUUAACAUUUCCUGAAUUAUAUAUUGAAAUUAGUGCAAGACAUACCUACUCAUUAUGUUUUAUUUGUAAAAAUAAUUGAUCUAAAAUCAUUUACAUGUAUAUAUAAGAAAUAUUGAGUGUUCU